Messenger RNA from Pseudonaja textilis, 5168 nucleotides. It is a transcript of the gene SLC7A5, whose product is annotated as solute carrier family 7 member 5. Lineage: Eukaryota; Metazoa; Chordata; Lepidosauria; Squamata; Elapidae. Gene Ontology annotation, biological process: neutral amino acid transport; amino acid transmembrane transport. The record is from RefSeq and is a predicted model, not a curated record. Gene Ontology annotation, molecular function: neutral L-amino acid transmembrane transporter activity; L-amino acid transmembrane transporter activity. Gene Ontology annotation, cellular component: membrane.
GGCCGAGCGCGUGGCGCGUCCUCCGGCUGGACCAUGUCGGGCGGCUCGGCCAAGAAGCGCGGCUCGGCGGCGUCGGCGGCAUCGGCGGGAGCGGCGGAAGAGGAGGCGCGGGAGAUGCUGGCGGGCCCGCGGGGCAACGGCUGCGCCCCGGCGGCGGCGGCAGUGGCGGCGUCCGACGGGGCGGCGGGCGAGGAGGGGGUGGCGCUGAAGCGGAACAUCACGCUGCUGAACGGCGUGGCCAUCAUCGUGGGCACCAUCAUCGGCUCGGGCAUCUUCGUGACGCCCACCGGGGUGCUGAAGGAGGCCGGCUCGCCCGGGCUGGCGCUGGUGGUGUGGGCGGCGUGCGGCGCCUUCUCCAUCGCGGGCGCCCUCUGCUACGCCGAGCUGGGCACCACCAUCUCCAAGUCGGGCGGCGACUACGCCUACAUGCUGGAGGUCUACGGCUCGCUGCCCGCCUUCCUCAAGCUCUGGAUCGAGCUGCUCAUCAUCCGGCCCUCCUCGCAGUACAUCGUGGCCUUCGUCUUCGCCACCUACCUGCUCAAGCCUCUCUUCCCCACCUGCCCCGUCCCGCUGGGCGCCACCAAGCUCAUCGCCUGCCUCUGCGUGCUGUUGCUCACAGCGGUGAACUGCUACAGCGUGAAGGCGGCUACUCGUGUGCAGGAUGCCUUUGCAGCUGCCAAGCUCCUGGCCCUGGCCUUGAUCAUCACCCUGGGCUUUGUGCAGCUGGGGAAGGGUGAUGUCGUCAACCUCAGCCCCGAAUAUUCCUUUGAGGGCACCAAAACAGACGUGGGCAACAUCGUCCUGGCCUUGUACAGUGGCCUCUUUGCCUACGGAGGAUGGAAUUACUUGAAUUUUGUCACAGAAGAGAUGAUUAACCCUUAUAGAAACCUCCCUCUGGCCAUCAUCAUUUCCCUGCCCAUCGUCACCUUGGUCUACGUGCUGACCAACCUGGCUUACUUCACCACCUUGUCAGUCAACGAGAUGCUGGUGUCGGAAGCCGUUGCCGUGGAUUUUGGGAAUUACCACCUGGGUGUCAUGUCUUGGAUUAUCCCCGUGUUUGUGGGUUUGUCUUGCUUUGGCUCCGUCAACGGCUCCCUUUUCACUUCGUCCCGGCUUUUUUUUGUAGGUGCUCGGGAAGGGCACCUGCCUUCUGUCCUGUCCAUGAUCCACCCCCGGUUGCUCACUCCUGUGCCCUCCCUUGUCUUCACGUGCCUCAUGACUUUGCUCUACGCCUUCUCCAACGACAUCUUUUCGGUGAUCAACUUCUUCAGCUUCUUCAACUGGCUCUGCGUGGCCCUGGCCAUCAUCGGCAUGAUGUGGCUCCGGUACAAGAAACCAGAGCUAGAGAGGCCCAUCAAGGUCAAUGUGCUGUUGCCCAUUUUCUUCAUCCUUGCGUGCAAUUUCCUCAUCGCCGUCUCCUUCUGGAUGACCCCGAAAGAGUGUGCCAUUGGCUUCGCCAUCAUCUUCAGUGGCGUCCCCGUGUACCUGAUUGGUGUCUGGUGGAAAAACAAACCGAAGUGGCUCCUGCAGAGCAUCUACUCCACCACAGUCCUCUUCCAGAAGCUGAUGGAAGUGGUUCCUCAAGAGUAAAGGAGUGAAGGAGGGUGUGUGAAACCAUCGAUCUUUAGUUCAAGCCAACGCACAACAUUGUUUUUGAAACACAAGUAUGUCUGAUUCCUCCCUGGAAAAAUGGAAACAGCAGAGACAGCCUGGAGAUCUCUCGGCCCACCUCUGGUCCUCUUGAGGUCUUCCCUGACCAGGCCCUUGAGAAGAUGCUGGCAGAGAAGAACCAUCCCAGGUGCAAAUUUUAAAAUUGGGAAGAGGAGGUCGCUUAGAAGAGGCCUCCACCCAAAAUGGGGAAGCCCACAAGGAUGUUUUGUUUACAUGCUCAACUAUGGACUUUAUUUAGUUUUUCCACCAGCUGGCAGAAAAAAAAAGAGGGGGAAAAAUGCAGACAAUAGAUGAGAUCCAGCAACGUAGGGUGUUCCUCAAAAGACGUCUGCCGACACUGAACACUCCUUGCCAACAAAGGGGGCUCUGCAGAAGAAGACAACCCCACAAACUGACGUCAGGCUGAGCGGCCCCCACCUCAGCACUUCUCAUUCUCAGUGGACUAAGUGGUUCUGACAUGAGCAAUUUUUUAAAUUGUUUAAUUUUUUUAGUGACAUUAUUUUUAAAGCUUUCUCCUCCUUGAGACCCCCACGUGACCAUGUUGUGUCUGUUUCCCAUAAGGGGUUUUGUACAGUUUUAAUUGGCAUCCUGACAAAUUCCCCCAUCCGGGUCAGGCUGAAAUUUCUAGACACUCCUCAAACUAGGAUGGAUCCGUGCAACCGUCUCCAGAGCAAUACUUCUCAAAUUGGACCAGUUUAAGCCGCGUGGACUUCCAGAACUCCCAGAAUUCCUGGCUGGGAAAUUCUUGGGAAUUGGAAGUCCAUACAGUUUAAAUCAGGGGUCGCCACCCUGGGCAACUUUAAGACUUGUGGAAUUCUGGGAGUUGAAGUCCACAAGUCUUCAAGUUGCCAAGGUUGGAGACCCUUGGUUUACAGUGCUCCACGUUGAGAAAAAAGCCACUGAAUUUGCCAGUUGAGGGAACGUGAUGCAUGACAUUGGGAAGUUUUCUUACUUGGCGUCCUUGUUUGAAACGCAUUUCCUACUAGCAUUCAGUGGUUCUACUAAACGUAUUACAUUUUUGUUUCCUCGCUGCCCAGAAUGUCAUUCCUUACAGCACCAUAAAUGUAUUCUUAAGAACGGGCUGGAGCCGGCUAUCAUGCGCGGUGGAUGACAUGGGAAGCAUAAGGCAGAGGAGAGCAUCGAGUGGGAACAAGCAGAACAUCCAUGUUCUGUGCACAUCUGUGUGUCUGUUUUUUUUAUGCACGCGUGUCUGCUUCCGUGGCACUUUUCUUGGUCCACAGCUUUUCUCAAGCACACAACUAGACUUUGGCCAAGCAAGCAACAGGGUAGACCUUUGAGCUAUAGAGUGGAGAAUUGAAAUCGGCACUUGUGUGAUUUAUUGUCUGUUAUGGCUCUCUCAUGGGACCGCAUUGCUUAGAAUUGGGUGGGAUGCUUCGACUCACGGGAUACGUUUUUCUUUCUCUUCCAUUCUCGGGGAAUGUCUGGUCUGGAAAGUUUGGUUCCUCUAGAGCGGGAGGUGUCCAACCUGGGCAACUGUAAGACUUGUGGACUUCAACUCCUAGAAUGUCUGGAUCUCAGAUGCAUGGAGUUCAGCUCCCAGAAUUCCCCAGCCAGACACUGAAGUUGAAGAGUUGAAGUCCACACAUCUGGGAGUCUGGACAUUCUGGGAGUUGACGUCCACAAGUUUAAAAAUUUGCCAAGGUUGGACGCUCCUGAUUUAAACUUGAGCUGCAAAAACUUUCAGCCAGCGGGAGCGCAGAAAUCCAGACGGGACAGCGCCUCCGUUAAAUAAAACAUAUAAAUCCAAACUUUAUAUGGUCAAGCAGGAUGCAAGAAGUGGUUUUCCUUUGUUCUUGCUUGCAAGAUGCUAACCUGCACACGUCUUCAUUGUUUGCUUCACGGAGUUGUGAACAUUGUGGUUAUUGAAACAAGGAAACAGGCGAAAUAAUUUGGCGGGAGGAGAAUAGUUGAGGGCAGUCCAUCUGUCAGUUGUGAUGCCAACAAAUGCAGAUUCUAAAAACCCAGGCGCCACAAUGUCGAACCUCGUAGAGGGGGCAUUUUUAACUCUUUCUGCCAUGUUUUCUCGAGUCCUCCGUGCAGCUGCUCUGAAUCCUCUUCCCAUCUGUUGUCUGUUGCAAAAUGGUUUUUGUGCCUUUAUUUCCCAAUAUUAAGGAAAUGGGCUGCUGUUAACAUUUACAAUUUCUAAAUAACAUGGUGGUUCAGAAAUGCAGAAAGUCAUCAUAGCGAUCAUGUUUUAUAAAGAGGGACGAGGCCAUCGUUCUUCAGCACAUCUGGUGAGGUUUGGCCCCUUUACUGCUAAGUGCUCUUUUGUCUGUGGACAGGGUGGCACCCAGAUCUCAGGUCCUCCAGAUGGGUUGCAUUACAGCAGCCUUUGUCCCCCGCCUGCCCAAUUCACACUUUUUACAAGGAGCCGUGUAGCAGUUUCCCAUCCAACUAGUGCACCUGCUGUGGGCACCGCCUGGCUUUGACCAUUGUUUCACUCACCAAUUUAGUAUGCUAGGCGUUUUAUUUCUAAAGGGGGGCAGAAAUGUGGAGUACAAUCCCCGGGUGAGAACUGCAAAAAAAAAAAGAUUGCAGUUCAGAGCUUUCCAAUUCACCCUCUUCCCCCAGGGACAGGCCAUUCUGCUUCGCCCCCCCUCAUUUCCGCUGCUUUACCACUCAAAAAUAUUCGGCAUUCUCUAGGUAUUUAUUAAGCGCACUCAAGUUUUGCGGAGCUUUGUAGAAUUGCUUAUGUGUGUGUGUGUGUGUGUGUGUCCCCACCCUAUUCCUUUUCUUCUUAGUUGUGCCUUAUUGUUUUUGGACUUCUGCAAAGAGGCUUACUGCCCGUUUUGGCUUCAGUUGCACUUACCGUUACCGGUGGAGCCAAAAAGUCAAAUCUCGCAGGCUGCAACUUUGUAAAAGAAACCAGCCUGUCAACCUAGGAACGGCUUUGCUUUGUUGUGCGUUGCCCAGGUGUCUUUCACCAUGUCUUUUCUUUGAGCCACGUAGUCCGGUUCUGCACCUCUUUUUACCAGCUUUGUGCAUCUGCCUGGUUGACUUUCUAGUUGCUUGAUGUCAAGCGUGCCUCAAGAAAAGGCUAAGGGUGCAAUUGUGCAUGAGCAUUGAGCCAAAAAUCCAUCUCUAAGGCCCCAAUGACCGAGGAGAGCUCUCCAGCUGGUUCCCAAACAAAGGUGAUGUCUCUUCAACUAAGAGCAGCGGGGUGUCCUAGCUUGGCAGCUAUCACACCUGUGAGCAGUGGCUGGCUGAGGAAUUCUGGGAGUUGAGGUCCACAAGUCUUAAAGGUGCCAAGCUUGGACACCCCUGAACUAGAGUGGAAUGACCAUCCAGGCACAUGUUACGAUCCUUCUGGACCUCUUACUGUUUGUCUUAUGGAUGGAUGAGGCUCAUUUCAGGAGUGGAAUAUUUGAGGAGGGGGGUCUUCUGUGCCCACGUGGAGAAGGCAGAAAGACUACAAGCCUUGUAGCCCUAUUUAAGGUCAAAGGUUUACGUGCUCGAGCAAAUGAGCACUCCUGCUC